Cylindrotheca closterium is the source of this 1053-nucleotide messenger RNA. NCBI's taxonomy places the organism in Eukaryota, Bacillariophyta, Bacillariophyceae, Bacillariales, Bacillariaceae. The record is from the annotation of a GenBank genome assembly.
AUGGCCAAAGCUGUAGGAUCCGCAAUUCUUCAAAACAGACCACUUCCCAAAGCUGGACCUUACCCCACUGGAGAUCCUUAUCUAUUCUGUGUCUAUCAUAAGGAUCACUACCCUGUCGGAAAUGGCAAGAUGGAAGCCCCCUUUCCAGGAAAUGGAAGCGACUUUGAUCCCACCAAACCUUACCGAAUGUAUCACGGUGCCUUGGUUCCCGGCUUUCCACAACAUCCGCACAGAGGCUUUGAGACCAUUACCGCUACCAUUGAAGGAUUGAUUGAUCAUGCUGAUUCUGCUGGAAAUGGAGGACGCUAUGGGAAUGGUGAUUUGCAAUGGAUGACUGCUGGAGAGGGAAUUGUCCAUUCGGAAAUGUUUCCUCUACUAAAUACGGAGGAAGACAACAAGACUCGCUUUUUUCAAAUCUGGUUGAAUCUACCAGCUCGCAGCAAAAUGGUCAAGCCUAGCUUUGCCAUGUUCUGGGACAAGGACGUUCCCAGGUAUGAGUCCGAAGAUGGCAAGGCCAAGGCGACAGUCUGGGUUGGACUCAACUAUUUGGGCAUUGAAAAGAAUAAUCAACCUCCUCCGGACUCGUGGGCGGGGGAUGCUUCCAACGAUGUGGCGUUGGUGCACCUGACGGUCAAACCUGGCGGUAAGUUCACUCUUCCCAAGUCACACGAAGAAAAAGUGAACCGUUCCUUGUUUUAUAUUGAGGGUAAAUCGGGUGUUUUGGUGGAUGGUAAAUCGAUUCAGCAAAAAUCCAGUCUGGUCCUGGAUCCAUCCACGGAUAUUGAAAUUGAACUGCCAGAAGACCACGAAGUGGAUGCCGAAUUCUUGUGGAUGCAAGGCAAACCCAUUGAAGAACCAGUCGCACAAUACGGACCAUUUGUCAUGAAUACGGAUUCAGAAAUCCAACAAGCCUUUAUGGAUUACCGACGAACCGAGUUUGGAGGCUGGCCUUGGCCACGUGAUGACAUGGUAUUUCCAGCCGAAAAGGGUCGAUUUGCACUAUUUGAUGGCAAGGAAACCACGCCGACGGACGAGAAAGUUUGCGAAGAGUAA